AUGCAAAGCUUGCCACUGGGAUAUCUGAACCAACUCGAGCAGAGGUUAACAGAAACUGAGUCCGCACUAUACGGGGCUCUUGCAGCCCUCCGAUCUAUGGAAUCAACAGCUGUACCAGUCUCGACAAAAGCCGACACAGCGCCAAAACACAAAGCAGCGCGCAUGGAAGAAUGGUCUCAACUCCCACUUCGAGAGUGGUCGGACGUGGAACGAUGGAUGACGGUGAUGUCGGACCGAUUCAGCAUCAAGCAGCCAAGAGAGAUGAUCCCCGAGACAUCAAGGGGCAGUUACGCAAUACCGAUGACUCCUACUCAUGAUGAAACACGCACUUUAGGGGUAUCUGAUGAGCCGCAUUCGAGGACUAUCCCGUCUGCAUGGCCACCUGGGGGCAGCAGGUUCAAUACAGGGAGUCCGUAUGGUUCUAAUCAGCUACGCCCCGGGAUGAUGGCUUCCCCGGCUUAUUAUGGGCAGGUCGCGGUUGAGUCGGAGGUCCUGCCGUCUCCCCCGGCUGGAAGUUCCCGACAUGAAGUGGAUGAUGCUGUCGGUGUUUCUGUUGUGGAUCAUGCAAAUGCAGGAGCUGGUGUGGAUUCAGGAUCGACAAUGGCUGAAGAGCUGUCACACAAGAAUCCGAAUUUGUAUUUCUAA
Penicillium nucicola is the source of this 645-nucleotide messenger RNA. RefSeq lists its product as uncharacterized. The transcript has 2 exons. The record is from RefSeq and is a predicted model, not a curated record. Lineage: Eukaryota; Fungi; Ascomycota; Eurotiomycetes; Eurotiales; Aspergillaceae. Bases 1 to 645 code for a protein of 214 amino acids.